Messenger RNA from Oryza brachyantha (malo sina), 2095 nucleotides. RefSeq names its product lysosomal Pro-X carboxypeptidase-like. Gene Ontology annotation, biological process: proteolysis. Bases 135 to 1841 code for a protein of 568 amino acids. The transcript is spliced from 8 exons. The record is from RefSeq and is a predicted model, not a curated record. Gene Ontology annotation, molecular function: serine-type exopeptidase activity; dipeptidyl-peptidase activity. Lineage: Eukaryota; Viridiplantae; Streptophyta; Magnoliopsida; Poales; Poaceae.
UAAGUCAAAAGAUCUCGUUUCGGAGGGAGAGGUCAACAAGCGGCAGCAGCAGCGCGUCCAUGGAUCGUUCUUCCAACUGACACGCCAUCUCCUCCCGCGAAUCUCGCCUGCAAGUCAUCUACCUACCUAUAUGCAUGGAUGCAUGCACUAAUCCUCUUAAUCUUUCGAUCAGUUUCACCUUUGAAUUCAAUUCAUCCCAUCAUCUCGAUCGAUCAUCUCCAGCUAGAUUAGAUUAUAUAGAUCACCUUGCUUUGCUGCACCACCAAUCUCUCAUCCACCAUUGCUCUUGCUCUCGCUGCAGCUGCAGCAUGGCGCCGGCCAUUCUCACGCUCCUCCUCUUGACCUUGCCGUCCCUCCUCCCAUCAUCAUGCCACGCGAUCACCGGCGCUGGCGGCCGCCGCAGGCUGCCGCCGACGCUGCCGAUGCUGCGGCGGUACUCGGCGGGGCCGGGCGGCGGCGGCAGCGCCGUGCCGCCGCCGCCGCCGCAGGUGCAGUACGAGACGCGGCGCUUCACGCAGCGGCUGGACCACUUCAACGCGCUGCCGGCGAGCUACGCCACGUUCCAGCAGAGGUACCUGGUGAACGGCACGUUCUGGGGCGGCCGGGCGGCGCCGGUGUUCGUGUACGCCGGCAACGAGGGGGAGAUCGAGCUCUUCGCCAACAACACGGGGCUCAUGUGGGAGACGGCGCCCCGGUUCCGCGCCAUGCUCGUCUUCGUCGAGCACAGGUACUACGGCGACUCCAUGCCGGCGGCGGCGUACAGCAACUCCACCACCACCGGAUACCUCACCACGACGCAGGCGCUGGCCGACUUCGCCGAGCUCAUCCUCAGCCUCAAGGCCAACCUCUCCGCGCACGCCGCGCCCGUCGUCGUCUUCGGCGGCUCCUACGGCGGCAUGUUGGCUGCAUGGAUGAGGAUGAAGUACCCACACAUUGUCAUGGGCGCCGUCGCAUCCUCUGCACCAAUUCUUGGCUUCUACGGCCUAUCCGAUCCAUACUCCUUCUACGACGUCAUCUCCAAUGACUUCAAGAGUGAAAGUCAGCAUUGCUACGAUGUGCUACGGAGCUCAUGGAGUGAGCUGGACAAAGCACUCGCUACCGACGCAGGGAGGGCUCAACUCACCCAUACAUUUAAUAUGUGCAAAGGCAACGUGGAUGCGAUACCUGGAUUGCUGGAGAAUGCACUUGUCUACGUCGCAAUGACGGAUUACCCGACGCCAUCCUCCUUCCUCACAUCCCUCCCUGCCUAUCCUGUUAGACAGAUUUGCCGCGCGAUCGACCAGCCGACGUCGGGCAACGAGACGCUGGCGCGGAUCAAGGAGGCGAUGGCGAUCUACUACAACCACACCGGCGGGCUGGCUUGCUUCGGCGGCGCCGGCGACGAGGACCCCUACGGCAUGCUCGCCGGCUGGAACUGGCAGGCCUGCACGGAGAUGGUCCUCACCAUGAGCUACGGCGUCAGCGGCAGCAGCAUCUUCCCGCCGGAGCCCUUCAACUUCACCGACGUCCUCGCCGGCUGCCGCGCCUACACCGGCCUGCCGCCGCGCCCCUACUGGAUCGAGGCCCACUUCGGCGGCUUCGAUAUUGUGAAUGUUUUGAAGAGAUCUGCCAGUAACAUCAUCUUCUUCAACGGGCUCCGGGAUCCAUGGAGCGCUGGCGGAGUCCUGAAGAGCAUUUCGAAAAGCAUCAUUGCGCUGGUUGAGCCAGAAGGUGGACACCACGUAGACCUGAGAUUCUCCACCAAGGAAGAUCCUGAAUGGCUCAAGAAAGUCCGGAGGAAGGAGAUGAGAAUCAUAGCAGAUUGGCUCAGGCAAUACUACAGUGAGGAAGCCAUAGCAUGAAUUAUCCAGCACUAGUUACUAUUAAUUUAUUAUUAUUAGCUCGAUUGUGUACACAGUCACUAUGCAUGACAAAAUUAAGCAAGCAGCAGCUAGGAAUUAAUCUCGGGUUGGUUUUAUACCGUUAUUUUUCUCAUUGUAUUAUUGAUUAAUUCAGACCUAGCAAGGAAAAUGAAGCGUGUAUGUGUGGGAGAGACUUGUGAAAAAGAAUUAAUGAUGUUGUAUAUACUACCUCCGUCCCUAAAUGUUUGACAUCA